UAUUAAUAUGUUGACCUGCAUGUGAGGUAGGGAGUGGAAGUACAGAGCUGUGUAAGACUGAGUGCUGCAUAUUUUCACCAGCUGAACAGAAAUAAACGCAUAAUAGUGUGUAGAGCUGAGGAAGAGGCAUGGGAUGUGGCGUGUGUGUGUGUGUGUGUGUGUGUGUGUGUGUGUGUGUGUCCUACUGUGUUGCCAGGUAUUCGCGAAUGACGACAUCGAUUCAUUUGCAUCGUGAUCAUUUGUUUAUCAAAACCUAUUACAGAAAGACCGUUAGACUAUAGUAGACAGGGUUAAGUCUUUUAUCAGAAUAGAUUAUAAUGUUAUUUUAUCUAUUGUUAAUAAAAAAAAAAAACAUCAGUCUUUGUUCCCGGCGCCUCACAGUAUUUAUAAAAUGCUUGAAUUUGAUCAAGAAGACAGAAGUCAUGAGAGGUUAGGAAACAGACACAAAGGGCGUGGUUAUAGAUGCAAUGACUCGGGGAUGUUGUUUGUGUCAUCAAGGAGAGAGUGUGCAGCUAGCAUGGACGUUGGAUCACGGUGUUUCAUGGCCAGCAUCCUGCUCCAAGCUUUCGCAGUUCUCCCGACCUGCCUCUGUGUCUCGGUUCGUUUCCCGAGCCAGCAGACCGUCUACGUGGUGAGCGGCCAGAAUUUGGUCCUGCGGGCUGAGUUCGAGGUGCCCCAAGGAGAUCAGGUCACCAGAGUCACCUGGGAGCAGGAAGUCGAGGGGAAAAGAAAUGCUGGGAAAAUCAUAACUACGGUGGCUGAAUAUCCUGCUUGGAACUCCGGAGGCCGGGUCACUGUAGACAAGGGCGGAUCCGUGAUGACGUUACGGAAUUACCAGAGAACGGACAAUGGCGUGUACACAGUCACGGUCCGGGAUCAGAAAGGAGGUCAAAGUUCAGCACGAUGCACCGUCUACGAAUACGAGGCUGUGCACCAUGUGUCAAUCAUGGUUAAUGUGUCACACUCCAGCCUGCACUGUAUGGAGGCCUGGGGGACGGAGCCAGUCUUCCGUUGGCUUCAUGAGAAAGUGGCAGUAACGGAGGCAGUGGGCCGGGUGUCACCUGAUGGCACCUCACUGUACCUGACCACUGCACUGUGUGGUCACUUCACCUGCAUUGUGAGCAACAAGCUGGGCCACAGCUCAGCCACCUAUACUGCAGUGCCUUGUGAGAGAGAGGGCCGAGGCUCAGCUGUAGCUGUUGUAUGUCUCGUGCUCUUGCUGCUCUUGGCUGGAGGUCUGGCCUUCCUGGUCUGGAGGUACAUGAACAUACAUGGGACAAGUUACAACACUGAACAUACGUAUACCAAUACACAUUCACAUCAGGAACCCACAGCUGGUUGUGCGACAAGAAACGCAGGAGUUACAGCAACAGAGGUGAGAGGCUCCAAGAAUCAGAUGAGGACAUGUAACCUCCAGUCUUCCUGUCAGAACGAACCGAACAAGGUGGAAACAUGGACAUUGUGACUCUGAGGGAUCAGACGUCUCUUUUCCAAGCAUUCGGUCCGUUAAGAGACAUUUCAGGCGUGCGCUACCGUUGACUUCCAUUGACUUUUUAAUCACAGUUGGACGAGUGGAGAGGUUUUUUUUUUAAGGAUGAAGAAAAGAAAGCUGAACAGUUUGAAGCUUCAGAAAAAAAGGAACACGUGCAAUUUCCUGUUUAUUUGCGUGUAUUUUUUUUUUUCUUUUGCUUGUCGCCAGAUCUCUUCACAUUUCAUGUAACGUGUCUAAGAAUGAAGACAGACCGAUAAUGGGGUAGGGCUUUUUAGAUAAACAGGAUGCUGCAGUUUGUGUGUGAAGUCAUGCUUCCUUUUAAACACUGUGUCUCUUAAGACUUUUAAAUGUUUUUACAGCCAGGGAAUCUUUUAAAUCGAAAAUACAUGAUUUUAAAAAUGCGUAUAUGUAUAAAUAUAUAGAACAUAAAAUAAAUAAAAUAAAGGUAUAAAUAAUACUAUUUUACUAUACAUUUUCUACAUUAUAAUACUGAAACUAUUGGGGUUUUUUUAUGUAAAAAAUUUAGAUUAUUGUACUUAUAAAUAUUCUUAUAACGUUAGACAAAAAUAAAAGAUUUACAUUUUA
Molecule: messenger RNA, 2077 nt
Organism: Hemibagrus wyckioides
Lineage: Eukaryota; Metazoa; Chordata; Actinopteri; Siluriformes; Bagridae
Exons: 6
Coding region: 392-1465 (357 amino acids)
Source: RefSeq, a predicted model, not a curated record